AUGUUGCAGUUGGCACUUUCGCGACAUCUUCGACACUUCACAGCCUUCACCGUUCUGAUCCUAGGAUGUGCCCAAGCUCAGUCGCAAGAGAUCUCGGCCUGCUUCCCAAGUGUCGCCGUUCCAAAGUCAGAUCGCAAAUUCCUGACCGGCCCACGGGGCCCUUAUCCCAUCGGAGUUUGGGUGUGUGACUGGCCGGCGGCCUAUGUGACUUCAGAAGUGGUUCACAUUUUGCUGGAAGAAAUUCUGGGAUUCCACGUGGUGCAGACAGGACCGGGGCCCAACACCGUUGAUGCUUUUUAUGCACUUGCCGGCUGUGCAAAUCCGCUGAACAUUCAGGACCGCGGCUGUUCCGCUACACCGGUGGCUACUACAAACCACAUCAAUGUAGAGGGCUGGACUGAGUCAUAUGCCCGCACAUGGGCACAGAUUGAGCGCGACUAUCCGCAGAAUGCGCCGAGAAACCUGGGCAAUAUGGGCUACUUUGGGAAGACUUCCAUGUUCUUGCCCAAGGGUAUCCAACUGGCUGCCUACAACCAAGAAGGUUUGAUUUUGGAGUUCUACCGUGGCUUCAACGUCUCCUGGACCGAGGUGGACAAGUAUUUUGAAUCACCCAGCAGCAUCAACAGAGACUGGUUGAAACCAUGUGUGGAGACCAGGCUGAUGAUUAGCGAGGCCAUGGAAGAGUAUGCGACUAUCACGGGUGACUGGGAGGGAGUGGAAAUCGUGACCAAUGAGAAUGGCAAGAGCGUAAGGAGGGGCACAUGUUGGGAUGAUUACUUCUGGUAUGCACCUGCCUGCCGAGACAAGCCUUCCAAGUGUGUGCCGUUCUUCACCGCUGGAAACGGUUGGAACUUGGAGGAAACCAUGCAGAAGGCCACCGCUUGGAACAUGCCCCUGGCACCGGCGGUGGCAAAGACUUGGGGCAACUUCACGCAGCUCCCACUGCAGAUCGAUAGCACCUUCUACUGGUGGGUCCCAGAUCCCACCUUCCUCUCGUUGGAUGCGGUGGAGAUCACCUUUCCACCCUUCGAUCGCACCGCCUUUCGACGGGGAGAUAUGCGCACCGAACCCAACCCUGGCACGCAGAAGAGCAAUCAGCGCAACGCAAAGCAGGCAACAAAGAAAAACACAGCAGGGAGACAACUGAAGCAGGGCAGGGGAAAGCGGGGGUGGGGAGGGAAGAGGGGGGAGAAAGAGGAGGAGAGAGAAGGAUGGGAAGGAGAACGGAGGGUGGUGUCCCAAGCUAUGCGUGAGGCAUCCAUGAGCCCACCGGGGGGAAAGAGGGAAGGUGCACCCAGCUAUACUGAAGUAUCCAGACCAAAGGACCUUCAAACUUUGGCCCCGGAAGCGCAUCAGUUGGUUCGGGACAUGGUCAUGGACUUGGAAACAGUGAAUGAUAUGCUUCGAGAUCAGAAAAAAACAGGUGACAGCAGUCGGGCUGUGGCAUGUCGCUGGCUUCAAGGGCACGAGGAUGUGUGGAAACCUUGGCUGCCCGAUCCCACCAAGUGCUUUAGCGGCUUUGGUCUCUAUCAUCCACCCAGCAACAGCUUCGUGAAGGACCGGCGAAAUCCCGUCAGUUUGGCUUGCAGUCCUUGCCCAUCAGGCACAUUCUCCUCCAAAUUGGUUGACGGCGCAGGGAUUACCUUUGUAUGCGAGCCCUGCCCAGCAGGCUCUAUACAAGCUUCAGGCGCGUCGGUUGAGUGCAUACCUUGCAAGGCAGGAGAGUACCAAGAUGAGAACGGCAGCAUUUUGUGCAAACGCUGUGGAAUGGGCGAAUACCAAGAUCAGACAGGUGCAACGGGAUGCAAGCCGUGUCCAACUGCGACGUCCACACAUGGACUUGGAUCAUUAUUUCUGGGAGAUUGUGGAUGCAAGCAAGGCAGCAUCAAUGUGGCGAAUGCAACGGUGGGCGUGGUGACGUGCGUUGCAUGUCCUGAGGGACUACGAUGUCCCUUGGGUUCCAGCCUGGAGUCUUUGAAGAUGGGCGACCAAAAAUUUGGAGAGGCCUUCACGCCCAGGAUUCUGGAGGGAUAUUUCAGCACCGAGGAGCAGCCCCUUGAAGUCUUCAAAUGCCAGACUUUGGAGCACUGUCCUGGUGGAGUUCCUGGGAGGUGUCCUGGACGUCGUGAAGGGAUUCCGUGCUCGGAGUGCCCUUCGGCGACGUCAUGGACCGGCAAGGAGUGCCGGCAGUGCUCGGGUGGCCUUGUGGUGGUUCCGAUACUGGCUGGCGGCGUCUUCUUUCUCGGCUUGAUUGCUGCUUACUAUGCAAUACCUCCACGCAUCACAGCAAAGGCAACACAAGGGGAAACCCUAUCAAUGUGUGCUGGGGUCGCUACAGGAUUGGUUCAAUGCCUGGCCAUCAUCGGUCUGACGUCAGUUAGGUGGCCUAAGGCCUUCGAAUCCAUUGCUACAAGUUCUUCUGUGGUCUUGUUGGACGUGGAGAUGUUUUCGAUUGCAUGCAUGGUGGGUGGGACAAAUUGGGGACGCUACAUCAUGAGCCUGGCAGUAUUUCCUCUGGGGCCUCUGUGGCUGCUGGUUUGCUUCACAUCUUCCAGGUGCUUCAAAAACUGCAUGUGUCCUGCACCCUGGACUUGGACUCGAUUGUUGAACACCAUGGGACACUUUCUGCAGGUGGGCUUUAGUGCUAUGAGCGCUUUAUCCUUGCAGCCACUGAUGUGUUAUCAGCAUCCCAACGGCCAACAUAGCUUGUUGAAACAUGCUGGCGUGUUCUGCAACACUGGGGAACACCUGGUGAUGUUGCUGAGCGGCAUCGGGUUACUGAGCUUCAUGGUGGUUACCUUCGUCGGCGUUUGUGCGUGGGGGGCAUGGCAUAUCCCGCGUUGGAGCCUCAUGCAUUCCGACCGGAUUUGGGCUUUUGCCUUCCUCAUCAGCCGCUUCCGCAUGGACCGCUGGUGGUAUGGCGUGCCGGUCUUGUUGCGGUUUCCCUUGCUGUCCCUUUGCCCCGUUCUCGCCACUGACUUCCCCCCCGCACAAGCCGCGAUGGUUGCGACUGUGCUGAUGGCAGGCCUGCUGCUGCACAUUUGCUUCUUGCCGUGGAAGGUGCCUGUGGUGAACUUGGUGGAUGGCUGCCUGCAGGCCAUGCUGCUGCUUCUGGUGGCCAUCACACCAGACAUAGAAUUUACCCAUGCCAUUGAAGAUUUUCAUCAAGGAAUUGCUUUGGUGAUCUUGUCGUGCAUGCUCUUUCUCUUCACCUCCUUGACAUUCUUGGUGGCUUUGGCAAAACUCUACCAAGUCGUCGAGCGAGCCAGUGGCCGGGCUGUCGCAUCGACACAGGAUUUCACCAUCUUGAACUUGGGCCGUCGGCAGAGCAGCAUGGAGAUUGCUGAGCUCAUCAAGAAGGUGUCUGCGGGACUUCUUGACCUUGAAGUUGCCAGUGCAAAGGAAGUGCUGGACCAAAUGCAUCCCGGUGAUGUCUCCCGGAUCAUCGACACCAUCCAACUGCUUCGCACGGAACUUUUGUCCCAGCGCAGCGAUGAUGUCCCGACAACAUCGAAAACGGCCAGUACUGGCAGGGUCUCACCCUGCAAGAGAGGGAGUGUUCUCGUGCCAUACGAAGCACCGAGUGAUGAGGAUCAAAAACAUACGGCGAAGGGCGAGGCUGUUCCUCGCUCAGCCGGGGCUUUUGCACAUGUAAUACGCCUGCUGCGUCGCCCGCAGCGCGUGCAGCCUGCUGGGCUGGGAGGUGGGGAAGGCGGCGCUGAGAUGAUGUGGCUCAAUGUGCCGGGCGUGGCAGGUUCGCGCGAAUGUGCCUGUUCAGCCUGUGGUGAAACUUUGGAGCAAGUGGCGAAAGUGGAGGCAGUGGAGAAAGAGGAGAAAGAGGAGAACGCGGAGAAAGAGGAGAAAGAGGAUAAUGCCGAGAAAGUAGAGAAAGAGGAGAAAGGGGAGAAAGAGGAGGUCGUUGAUGACCCAACGUGCGGGGAGCCCGUGACCAAUGCGGUGCUCAUGGAUUCACGGCGCGAUGCCCCGACUGCAAGUAACAGACGGACUCCGACUCUAGAGUAG
This is a messenger RNA of Cladocopium goreaui, 4023 nucleotides long. The record is from the annotation of a GenBank genome assembly. Lineage: Eukaryota; Dinophyceae; Suessiales; Symbiodiniaceae.